This is a messenger RNA of Diospyros lotus (date-plum), 1052 nucleotides long. Its product is annotated as tobamovirus multiplication protein 2B. The transcript has 5 exons. The coding region runs from base 95 to 517 and encodes 140 amino acids. Lineage: Eukaryota; Viridiplantae; Streptophyta; Magnoliopsida; Ericales; Ebenaceae. The record is from RefSeq and is a predicted model, not a curated record.
UCCUUGAUUAUUACGAUGACGAGAGAGAUCGAUUACAGUCGAGCUGCUGCUUGUGCCAUAUCGUUGUGUUUGUGCGAGUCGAAGUGAAAAACAGAUGGCGACAGCUUCGUCUUCGAUGGCGGCGUCAAGAGGCGGAGGAAGAGCCGCAAGCAGCAGAGAAGGCUCAGCCAAAGCGAUGGUGGCCGAUCAAAUCUCUCAGGCCGUUCAAUCCACCUCCAAUCUCCUCCACCUCAUGCAACAAUCUUCUUCUUCUCAGGCCCAGUUAAUGAAACUUCCAAAGAACCUUUUGGCUAAAAUCCCUACUAUCAAGAACACUGAGCAGAUUUUACAGCAGAUGCCUCAGGUAAUAUCAUCAUUGGAUGCACAUAUGGACAAUGCAUCGCAAAGUGUCCCUCAUCUGGAAACUGUAAUCCAGCUACUUGAAUAUAUUGAAAGCUGCCAGCUUAAAUCUUUGUCUAAAGGUUCAUUGUCUCAAGAGGAGCCAAAACGGGCUGAUCAGCUGUCGGAGGCAGUGUAAAGGAAACAACCAACGCAGUCACUGUAAACCAGUAUAGGCAGAGUCUGGAAAUAGCUGGUUGAGAGUAUGUAUAUCGAGGGGCUUGAGGUUGGUCUUACAUCAUGUAAUGCAUAGAUGGAAAGGAUAGGCAUCAAGUCGUAUGGUGUUGCUGGCUGGUGAGUUACAUCUAUUUAUUAGAAUCUAACAAGAAAAACUGUCCAGUCUUGGUUGUUUAAAGAUUUUUCAGACACAUUCAAUUGUUAGGUCUUGAUGGUACUCCCAACUGUUCUAUUGAAUUAGAAGGAUGUCCUUAUCAGCUUUAGGCCUUAGCAUCUAUUUUCGCUUACGGAAUACAGAUAAUUGGAGUCUUCAAAAUGCAGAUGCACUGCUGCCGGAAUGCCUAGAUUUCUCUAAAGACGUGACUUCUGCCAAAACCAUGCCGUGCAUGAGGCCGCAACCUUCCUUGAUCUUCUUUGCUUGCUUUGAAUUUUGAUGGUUGGCUAAUGUAACUGGACUUCAUUCAUUCAUGUAUUCUUGCUGUUUUGCUUGUUAGAUA